Heteronotia binoei (common prickly gecko) is the source of this 4436-nucleotide messenger RNA. It is a transcript of the gene PELI2, whose product is annotated as pellino E3 ubiquitin protein ligase family member 2. NCBI's taxonomy places the organism in Eukaryota, Metazoa, Chordata, Lepidosauria, Squamata, Gekkonidae. The coding region runs from base 418 to 1680 and encodes 420 amino acids. The transcript is spliced from 6 exons. The record is from RefSeq and is a predicted model, not a curated record. Gene Ontology annotation, biological process: protein polyubiquitination; regulation of Toll signaling pathway. Gene Ontology annotation, molecular function: protein binding; ubiquitin protein ligase activity.
GGAGCUUCCCCGCCUCCCCUAUUAUCCCCAUCCCUCCUCGCGUCGGAGGCGCUCUAUUGGUUCCUUCCUUCCUCCGGCGGUUGCCGUCGACGGAGCGCUCGCGCGGCGGCGGUUGCGGGAGAAGCAGCAGCAGCAGCAGCAGCGGCAGGAGGGAGAAAGAAGACUCCGCGCCGGCGGGCGCAGGAAGCCGAAAAGGCGCAUUUCCUCGUUGCGGAAACAACAAGAAAGAAGGAUAUCGGCCCGCCCGCUCGGUGACGAGCGACGCGGCGACGUGCGGCGCGCGGACUUAUUUUUUUUAAAUUUUUUCUCUUUUGUUGACCGUUUGUCGACCCCCCCCCCCCACCCCGGGCUCGUUUCCUCCCCCCCCCCCCAGUCGUCUCCUUAUGGGAUUAUAGCGGCGUUGGCGGCGGCGGCCCCAUGUUUUCGCCCAGCCAGGAGGAGCACUGCGCGCCCAACAAGGAGCCCGUCAAAUACGGCGAGCUGGUGGUGCUGGGAUACAAUGGCUCCCUUCCUAAUGGUGACAGAGGGCGGCGGAAAAGCAGGUUUGCUCUCUAUAAGCGACCCAAAGCCAACGGCGUCAAACCCAGCACUGUUCAUGUGAUUUCAACACCUCAAGCAUCCAAGGCCAUCAGCUGUAAAGGGCAGCACAGCAUCUCCUACACACUCUCCAGAAACCAGACAGUCAUUGUGGAAUAUACCCAUGACAAAGAGACAGAUAUGUUUCAGGUUGGCAGAUCAACGGAGAGCCCGAUCGACUUUGUCGUCACGGAUACGAUUUCCGGCAGCCUCAACAGCGAUGAAACGCAGAUCACCCAAAGCACGAUCUCCAGGUUUGCCUGCCGAAUCGUCUGUGACAGGAACGCGCCAUACACAGCCAGAAUCUUCGCAGCAGGAUUUGACUCUUCGAAAAACAUAUUCCUUGGGGAAAAAGCAGCCAAGUGGAAGAACCCCGACGGGCACAUGGAUGGAUUAACAACCAAUGGCGUUCUAGUCAUGCAUCCAAGAGGGGGAUUCACGGAAGAGUCUAAACCCGGAGUCUGGCGGGAGAUCUCCGUCUGCGGCGACGUCUACACUCUCCGCGAAACGAGAUCGGCUCAGCAAAGAGGCAAGCUAGUAGAAAACGAAACCAACGUCCUGCAAGACGGCUCUCUCAUCGACCUGUGCGGCGCCACGCUCCUGUGGAGAACAGCGGACGGCUUGUUCCACACGCCCACCCAGAAACACAUCGAGGCCCUGCGGCAAGAGAUCAACGCCGCGCGGCCCCAGUGCCCGGUGGGGCUGAACACGCUGGCCUUCCCCAGCAUCAACCGCAAGGAAGUGGUGGAAGAGAAGCAGCCCUGGGCUUACCUCAGCUGCGGCCAUGUCCACGGCUACCACAACUGGGGCCACCGCAGCGACACGGAAGCCAACGAACGCGAGUGUCCCAUGUGCAGGACCGUCGGUCCUUAUGUGCCUCUCUGGCUGGGCUGCGAGGCUGGCUUCUAUGUCGACGCCGGCCCCCCGACUUACGCUUUCACUCCCUGCGGGCACGUGUGCUCGGAGAAGUCUGCCAAAUACUGGUCCCAGAUCCCCCUGCCCCACGGCACUCACGCGUUCCACGCCGCCUGCCCUUUCUGCGCUAUCCAGCUCUCCGGAGAGCAGAACUGCGUCAAGCUUAUUUUUCAGGGUCCGAUCGACUGACGCCGUCUUACGGACGAACGCCGACAAAGCUCGCUUUGUUAACAGUUUACUGUGAAGAUAAAGAAAAUUUGCCACUAAUGCUAGAUUUUACCCUUUUUUAUAGGAUUGUUAUUAAUGAGGGACUAGGGGGGGGAUGGCAACCGGGGGGGGGGGGGGAACGGGUAACAUGGGAUGCGGAGGUACACUGAUACCAGGAACCAAACCAAUAUCGGUGGCAUCCCGUGCUCAGUAGAGGCAUGGUCACAACGACGUCUUCUCGGUCAAAUUGUAGUAUAUUUGUAAUAUUUUUUCUUAGUACCCUCGAUCAGGAGAAGAAGAAGAAGAAAAAAAACGCCGAUGUCUUAAAACGAUUUUUUUAAUCUUGGAUUUUUUAACAGAAACAGUUUUUCUUCUAAACUUUUGGCAAGCCUUUAAGACGCGUAUUUUUUCAAACCGAAAAGGAAAACGUACAGAAUGUAAUUUUGUCUCUUUCUUUUCCUCCUCCUUUUAAUUUGCAAUGUAAUUAACUUGAAUAGCUUGUUCUCGUGGAGGAUGUACCCGAAUGGGAGGGCGAACCUGGGUAAAUGCUCGGUUGAAGGCGUGCGUUUCAAAGAAGCCGUGAGCAAGAAGGGGGUUGGCUUCAGGAACAAGAGCACAAAAAAAAAAACAAAAUUAGAUAACUCUCCUGUGUAGUCUAACGCAGCUGUUCAACAAACGAAAAGAUUCAAAAUUACUUGAAAUUUAGGGAAUCGUUAUCUGAGGGCCACUUCCAGUGUUACGUUCUUGUGGUACCAUAGUUACCCUUGCAUGUCACUCCGGUCUUUAAAAAUAUAUGGGAAGGGUUAAAAUACGGGUUCUCUGGUCCCACCAAUGCACAGAACGUGUUUCUUGGUGUAUGAAAACGGUAGUUCAUGAAUUUUGACUCUGGGAAUUUUCUGAAGCAGCUCAGCUGUCCACCGUUCUCCCUGCCUUUUUAUUAACUCCACACAUCCCAAAAUCAAUCCCAGAAAUCCUAGCGUUGGGCUUUUUCACUGCUAACUUUAGACCCCGUAAUAGGUUAACUGCUGGUGGAGCAGGAGCUCUUCCUCUGUGGCUUUAUCCCAGGCCUCCGCAGCAUGCUAGAAAAGCCAGAACUCUAGGAGCAAGAGCUGGCGCGGCAGAGUCUUAUACCUGCUCGUGCGGUUCCAUCCUGUCAGACAUUUCCGUCGCAGCCUGUCCGUAAAUCCACGGAACGGCUGCUCCCACAGCCAGCGUGGCAGUGUCUGGAGGAUUCUUGUGUGAUGUGCAAAAGCCACCUUUUAAUUGAAAUCCGGUGCCAGCAAGAGACCAGUCAGCUUUUCCCAGUUUUGAAUUCCUUUUUACACAUAUCCAAUCAUGGUCAGCGCUGGGGUUUUUGCUGCCCCAGGCCGCCCCGACAACCAUGCCCCCCCCAUGGGGAUCGGAGUGAGGCUGCGCGGCCCCUUUCGCCUGCCCUGUUACAGGCCGCGGGGCUGCUGUGCCUCGCUCCGAAACUGCCUCCCUUGCAAGAGGAGACUGCCUCAGAGUGAGGCCGUUCUCCUCCAAACCCAGCUAGAAAGCCGAGCUUGGAGGAGAGCACACAUUGGCCCGCAAUGGUGGGAGUGGUGGGAGAGGGCGCCUGAAGGCACCCUAUGGCGAGGUGGUGCCCAAGGCAACUGUCUACCUUGCGUACUCCCGCCCGCCAGCCAUGUAUCCAAUCGUCUUCAACAGUGUUCUCCUUGUCUUCUCCCGCCCCCUGGCCAGUUCUUCCGUUCAGCUUUCCCUCCGCUUGGCGUAGUCACACGCGUGUGCGUUGGGCCAGUGGGCGAAAUUGGGAAUGUCGCAGUUCCUGUAUGAAUCCCGCUGAAGCGGCUGCACUGCCGGGCGAGGGAGAAGCCUUGGGUCUGUCUCUGCAGAACGGGCGUAUGCUGCCCUCGAUCCCAUUGUUAGCGCAGGCCGCUCACGAGUCUUAAUCGCCUGCAGGAUUCCUAGCGGCGCAUCGUAUUUUUAAGCAUUUUGGUAGUUAUUUUGAAAUCACCGAUUUAAAAAAGCACGCUAUUUUCGUAAGCUUAACGUCCGUGACACAAAACUUUCACGUGUGUGCGCUCUCCCAUAGUCGUAACGUUAUUGGUUUGUUAACUUCUCCCUCUCUCACUUUUUCCUCACAGCCUGUGUAGAGCCCUGUUGUAUUUCAGUUUGUUUUUAAAAACAAAACAAAAAAAAGCGUCACCUACUACUAUUAAACACACAAGAGGAGUGAUUCAUACGGUUUGAAAUCCCAGAUUAGUUGAGGGAGGGGGAAAAAGCCCUACUCAGCCUUCAAAUUAGUAAAUUGGGAUUUGUGUGUGCUUUAACUCUACCCUUAUUAGCGUUUUCAUUUGUGUUAGUGGCAUUUUGUAUGUUCUCUUUCUGUACAUGUGGUAUCAGAGGUAUUUUUUUUCCUGGGGAGUGGUGUCAGGGAAAGACCCCUUGGCGAGGAAUUUAUGCCCCCAACGGAGCCGCCCAGCCGAAGUCUCUUUUUACGCUCAGUUCACAGCAAUUCCUACUAUCUUUGUGCCCUUUGUAUAAAUAUAUAAUUUAUAUGAUUUUAAUAUAUUGUGUAUAUACUUGAAUUGGCCUGUUCAUAUUUUGGAUGUAAUAUUGUUUUAUAGUUAACCUUUUAAACAUUUUUUAAAAAGAUGUCCGCCGCCCGUUUCGGCGAUGGGGCAUGGUGUUUUUAUCUGCUGCUGUUUAAUACAAUUUUGCUGUAUAAAAAAAAAAUAAGCAUUUUAAAUUGAAAA